Molecule: messenger RNA, 504 nt
Organism: Paramuricea clavata
Lineage: Eukaryota; Metazoa; Cnidaria; Anthozoa; Malacalcyonacea; Plexauridae
Source: the annotation of a GenBank genome assembly
CACUUUAGUAAACUGGCGAAACUGGCGCUCUGGCAAAACUGGCGCCCUGGCAAAACUUGCGCUCUGGCAAAACUGCAUGGAGCUCUGGCAAAACUGGCGCUCUGGCAAACUGGCGCUCUGGCAAAACCGACUAGCACUUUAGUAAACUGGCGCUCUGGCGAAACUGGCGCUCUGGCAAAACUUGCGCUCUGGCAAAACUGGCGCUCUGGCAAAACUGGCGCUCUGGCAAACUGGCGAAACUGGCACUCUGGCGAAACUGGCACUCUGGCAAAACUGGCACUCUGGCAAACUGGCGCUCUGGCGAAACUGGCACUCUGGCGAAACUGGCACUCUGGCAAAACUGGCGCUCUGGCAAAACUGGCUCUCUGGCAAAACUGGCGCUCUGGCAAACUGGCGCUCUGGCAAAACUGCCGGCUCUCUGGCAAACUGGCGCUCUGGCAGAUGGAUAAAAAGCCAAAAACGUACAUCAUUUUGGCGUAUGGCAUUCAGAGUCGUUAUAGAUGA